AUGCAUAUUCUCGUGGUGAACGACGAUGGCCCUCCCUCCAACCAAUCUUCUCCAUACGUGCAUUCCCUUGUACAAAACCUCCAAGAAGCAGGACACACGGUCUCUGUUGUCCUUCCUCACACCCAACGUUCGUGGAUUGGAAAGGCGCACAUGAUCGGUCAGACCGUCAAACCUACCUACUUCCGUCCAGGCACUCUGCAUAACGACGAUGGAACUACGCACACUCGACCCUUACCACCAGGCUCGAAAGAACAAGAAGAAUGGGUUCUGGUAGAUGGCACACCUGCUAGUUGCGUACAAAUAGGUCUAUACCAUUAUUUCCACGACCGGGGACCAGUAGACUUGGUUGUUUCUGGGCCGAAUUAUGGACGGAAUAGUACGGCGGUGUUUAGUUUGAGCUCGGGGACGCUGGGAGGGGCGUUGGAGGCUGCUGUUUGUAAGAGGCGGGCUAUUGCGUUGAGCUAUGCUUUCUUUUCAAAGAAUCAUGAUCCAGAGAUUAUUGCGGGGGCGAGCAAGUUAAGUGUCAGGCUGAUCGACUACCUGUAUAAGAAUUGGGGACAGGAAGUUGAUCUUUAUUCGGUUAAUGUUCCGUUGGUGGAUAAUGUGGGGGAGAGGAAAGUGAUGUGGACGAAUAUGUUGCAGAAUUACUGGGGGAAUGGAAGCUGUUUCCAAGAAGUUGAGGCUGAGGAGGGUGAUGCUGAUGAGGAAGAGCAGAAGAUUAGAGAGAGAGAGGGUCAGGACGGUGUUGCUAAUGGAGGAGAGAAGGUUACGAGGCAUAAGCAUAAGCAUUUCAAGUGGGCUCCGAGGUUUACGGAUGUCUAUAAAAGUGUGGAGGAAGCUGGACCUGGCAAUGAUGGGUGGGCUGUGAAAGAGAAAUACACUAGCGUGACACCAUUGAAAGCAAAUUUCAUGCACGCGGCGGCAAAGACAGAAGGAGAGUUGAAGCUGCCACCUCCUCCCGUUACAAGUUUGGAUUCUUUGUCUCUCUUAAGCAAACCGGCCAAGCAUUUCUAUGCUUUGGUCAACUACGAAGAUACUUACGUUCAGCCCCUCAUCCUAGCGGCUCUGAAAUCCAAGCUUCCAGCAAGAUCAUAUACACUGAUACCUUCUCUCUCCGAGCUGCCUUCGCCCGAUUCUCCUUUCCUACAAAUCUCUUCCUACGAGACUCUCCCUUUCGAUCACAUGCUAUCCCAUCCUAGCACUACUCUCGGCAACGCAUAUAUAAUCCGCAAAGCACUUAUCCGAAAACACUACCUCAGUACCACAGCACAUACCUGGAUCACAAAACAUCCAUCCUCAAUCCUAGCCACCAACAUCAAACCAGCAUGUGACUUCGAGCUCGACUACGCCGAGUUCCUGGACGAAUCUCUAGUCGAAGCCUUCGAGCUCCGAGCAGGUCUAGAAGAAAAUGAAAGCAAGGAAAGCAGCGAGAGAGAAUGGUGGAUCCUAAAACCAGGAAUGAGUGACCGAGGCCAAGGAAUCCGCCUCUUCAGCACAGAAACAGAAUUGCAAUCCAUCUUCGAAGAAUGGGAAACCGAUGCCCCAGACUCGGACGACGAAGAAACAAACGAAGCUCAAACAGGAGAGGGCAUAAUAACCUCUCACCUCCGCCACUUCAUCGCACAACCCUACAUCCACCCACCCCUCCUCCUGAAUGACCGCAAGUUCCACAUCCGCACCUACGUCCUAGCCAUCGGCUCCCUGAAAGUCUACGUCUUCUCCGAAAUGCUCGCCCUCUUCGCCACAACCCCCUACGUUCCUCCCUGGUCCUCCCCACCCUCAGACCUCUCUCCCCACCUAACAAACACAUGCCUCCAACCUUCCCUCUCUGCCGGCACAGUGCAACUCCUCUCCUCCCUUCCUUUAUCUCCUUCUCUCAAUGACUCUAUCCAAAAACAGAUCUACGAAACCACCGGGGAAGUGUUCGAAGCGGCGGCGAAGGGCAUGAUGAUCCAUUUCCAGACGCUGCCGAAUGCGUUUGAGGUCUUUGGGCUGGAUUUCUUGGUUGAUGAGAGGGGGAGGGCGUGGUUGUUGGAGUGUAAUGCUUUUCCUGAUUUUAGGCAGACGGGGGAGGAGUUGAGGGGGGUAGUGAGGGGGGUUUGGGAAGGGGUUGUUGGGAGGGCUGUUGGUGAGUUUUUCCGGGUCGAGGGGGUGGGUGAAGAGGAAGGCAAGGAUGGAGGAAAGAUGGUUCUGGUUAGGGAUGUGGAUUUGGGGAGGAGGUAG
Messenger RNA from Mollisia scopiformis, 2223 nucleotides. Its product is annotated as sure-like protein. The record is from RefSeq and is a predicted model, not a curated record. The coding region runs from base 1 to 2223 and encodes 740 amino acids. The transcript has 4 exons. Gene Ontology annotation, cellular component: P-body. Gene Ontology annotation, molecular function: hydrolase activity. Gene Ontology annotation, biological process: protein modification process. NCBI's taxonomy places the organism in Eukaryota, Fungi, Ascomycota, Leotiomycetes, Helotiales, Mollisiaceae.